Stereum hirsutum FP-91666 SS1 is the source of this 897-nucleotide messenger RNA. RefSeq names its product NAD-P-binding protein. Bases 1 to 897 code for a protein of 298 amino acids. The record is from RefSeq and is a predicted model, not a curated record. The transcript has 4 exons. NCBI's taxonomy places the organism in Eukaryota, Fungi, Basidiomycota, Agaricomycetes, Russulales, Stereaceae.
AUGGCGUCGGCUUUCAGAACGUUCGCUAUUGCAGGAUCGGGCAGCAUUGGCCAUGACAUAGCUGAAGAACUACUCAAUCUCCGUCGAGAAGGCAUGGUGCACUCUGUGUCUAUAUUGACCCGCUCUGAGCCGACUGCGGCUGCUCCUGUCCACAAACUAGUGAGCGAAGGCGCACAGAUACAUAUCAUCGACUACCAAUCCCCAUCUACCAUCGGACGUGCCUUGCAAGGUAUCGACGUACUCAUCUCAAACGUGGCGAGGGGAGUUUUGGAAGCGCAGGAAAUUUUAUGCUUAGAAGCACGCGAGGCGGGAGUUAAGCUGUUCGUGCCGAGCGAGUGGGGUCCGCGAAGCAAUGAGACUACGGACGAUAUAUUCGCGGUCAAGGAGAAGGUGAGGCAGAAGGCGAUGGAGAUGGACCUGAGUUAUGCUGUAUUCUACACGGGAUUCUGGACAGAUUUCAUUUUCGAGCAAUGCGUUCUACGUGACUGGUUCCGUAUGGACUUUGUCCAAAACAAGAUAGAAAUCGGUGAGAACUGGGACACGCAGAUAUCGUUCACCACUCGCCGGGAUAUUGCGCGCUUUGUGGCGCACGUACUGUGCCAUUCUCCUUCCGAGGAGAGACGCAAGAUGAUGCUAUCGGAUAUGGACGUAUCGUUCUACACCCAUGCGGACCUGGACAGAAUCAUUGCGACCCAGGAUCGAGCUGUUCCAAGCAGGCUCCUGAGGGCGGCAGCGAAGGGCGAGUUCUGCGUGGCGGUCGACAGCCACAAGGUUGAUAACUGUAUCUGGCCAAGCUGGAAUCCAGAGAGAGCGAUAGACGUUAUGAUGCGGAUGUAUGAGCGUAGAGGCAAUCGGUCUGUGGAGAAGGUGCUCAAGACCUCUAGCGACGGUGCUUAG